AUGUGUUUGUACAGUAGGACUACGAUGGCUAUCCGAGUACAGAACCGGAGUUCGAAACCUAUCCAACUGCAGAGAGGUGUAAGACAGGGUGAUGUUAUAUCCCCGAAACUCUUCACCGCUGCUUUGGAAGACGUUUUCGAGCUACUGGACUGGAAAGGAUACGGUAUUAACAUCAAUGGCGAAUACAUCACUCACCUUCGACUUGCCGACGAUAUAGUCCUUAUGGCGGAAUUGCUGGAGGACCUUAGCACUAUGCUCAAUGACCUCAAUGGUGUCUCCCAACGGAUAGGUCUUAAGAUGAACAUGGACAAAACAAAGAUCAUGUUUAAUGUCCAUGUCACACCUAUGCCGGUAGUUGUUGGGGGCACUAUGCUCGAAGUUGUUGACGAGUACGUUUAUCUGGGACAAAUAGUUCCGACUAGGUAA
Messenger RNA from Parnassius apollo (apollo), 426 nucleotides. The record is from the annotation of a GenBank genome assembly. Lineage: Eukaryota; Metazoa; Arthropoda; Insecta; Lepidoptera; Papilionidae.